AUGGCUCUGUGGCUGCUCGCCUUGGUCCUCGGGGCCACCGGCCACAGCUGCCCCGAGAGAGGAUGCAGGGCUCAGCAGCAUGGGCCAACCUUGUUGCAGCUCCAGGCGCGCGAAGCGCGUGCAGAGGCCCAGCAGGCCAAAUUGGUGCGCACCAGUCGUACUCAUGAUUUCCUUCUGCUGGAAAACAACGAGGGCAACUGCUUGGAAGCCUCCAACGCUGGGUACAACGGUGUCCGCCCGACCAUGCAGGCUUGCGAUUCUGACAACUUCCUGCAGAACUGGGAAUACGAUAACGAGACAGGCCUGCUGAGACAUGCGGGUGGCAAAUGCCUGGAUGCCUCGCAAAGGAGUAUUCUUGCGGGGCUCAUCCACCUCUGGACAUGCGAUGCCAGCAAUGAGAACCAAAUGUGGGAUUGGGAUCCGGAUACCGGAAGGGUCAAGAAUCGCUAUGGUAUCUGCAUGGAUGCUCCAUCUCCGUUGUCUGAGG
Molecule: messenger RNA, 487 nt
Organism: Symbiodinium necroappetens
Lineage: Eukaryota; Dinophyceae; Suessiales; Symbiodiniaceae
Source: the annotation of a GenBank genome assembly